This is a messenger RNA of Nezara viridula (southern green stink bug), 1486 nucleotides long. The record is from the annotation of a GenBank genome assembly. NCBI's taxonomy places the organism in Eukaryota, Metazoa, Arthropoda, Insecta, Hemiptera, Pentatomidae.
ACUAACUUCCUUCAAAAACUAAUUUUGUUUUUACUAGCUAUGCUUUCAUUAUACAUUAUAUACACAUAUGACCAAAUUUUAAUAUAAAAUUUCAGGUUCUAAUCUCUAGUAUGUUUCUUAUAAGGCAAAUUCCUAAACUCAGCUCUGAGCUUACCGAUGUCAUUAUGCCAAGUUAAAAAAUUGGUCCGAAUCCAUCGAUGAACCCAGCGCUGAGUUUAAGAUCAUUCUCGUUCUGCUCAUAGGAAGCUGAUUGUAAACCAUAACCUUCCUACUUACAUAUCAGUUUAGUUAUGAUUAUGUUCGAUCAGAGAUAGUUAUUCUUAUAUUACAUUUUAUUGAAUGUCAUGAUACCAAUUAGCAGAGUGACUAAAAUCUUAGUUACUAAAGGAAAUUGCCAUGUUGCUUACAGGAAUAUACAUAAUCAGCCAAUACGGAAUUACAUUCAGUCUGUACAGAGGUACAUAUUUUCAUCAUAUUACAAUUUUGUUAAAAAUUAUGAAACCAAGGUGGAACUUAAAUUUCCUGCUGCAUUCCAAAUCUAUCGAGUUGUGAAGAUAGGUUUGCAGGAUUUGUUCAUUGAUAUGAAAGAAUUUGUGCGAGUUCUAAGAAAAAUAAAUGCUCAUGACAAAAAUCUUGAAUGUUUGACCCGAAAAGAACUUGAACUCUAUAUUCGAAUGCCACAUGAUAUGAGACGUGUUGCUCCAGUUCUUCUUAUUUCUGCUCUACCUUUUGCCAACUAUAUUAUGUUUCCUUUGGCGUUUAUUUUUCCCAGACAACUUCUCUCAACACAUUUUUGGUCACUUCAACAAAGAAUACAGUUUGCUGUUAUUGAUCAGAAGCAUAAAUUAAAAUAUUAUAAGCCAGUAUUUCGUUCACUUCAGGCAAAACUCAAUCUAUUAAAGAAAGACCCCAUUUUUCCAUAUUGGUCCAAAUGUAUAGCACUUCUAGGAAGUGGUCUUCACCCUAAGCCUGAAACAAUAGCUAAAUGUAUACCUCUUUUUGGUUACAACGAAGUAUACCAUUUAAAAAAUAUAAAUUCAAGCCACGCAGUAAGAAAAAAUUCACUUUUUAUUGAAAAUGCAUAAUAUGUAUGGAUUCUGGAGAAAAAAACACAGACUCUCAGAAAGAGCUAAACUUAUCCAGUUAAUGGAUCUAGCAAUUAUUAAAGAAGGUGGGGUGUCUAAAAUGACGCAUGAUGAUAUUCGAAUGGCAUGCUUUUUUAGAGGAUUAAAUCCUACAAAUAUGAAUACUGAGGAAACAAUAUCGUGGCUAUCUCAGUGGGUUGAGCAAACAUCAAACACACCAAAAGAUUGCUUUUCAUUUGUCCUUCAUUUGCCAAUUUUAAUGUCUUAUAAUCAUCCAUCAAAUUGGGUCUUAACUCAUUAAAUUUUGUAAAAAUUCAAACACUGUGAUCUAGUCAAGUGAUACUAUGUAUUUAUAUAAAUUUGUACAUAAGAAAAUAAAUUUUUGUAAAAAUUGCUUAUUA